UCAAAAUUGCAAAUUAUCAGGAUGAAGUUUUCAUCGAUAUCUCCAGCAAUCCUUCUCUUCUUGACAUGGCACUUCACUACAUCAGGUAAACUCGGAGAGGUGGAGGCAUGCAUCAUCUACAUCAAUAACAAAUGCCCCUUUCCUAUAUGGCCAGCAACAGCCCCAAAUGCAGGCCAUCCAGUUAUAGCAAACGGCGGCUUCUACCUUCCACCAGGCCGAACUCGCAGAUAUGGUGCCCCAGGGGAUUGGAGUGGACGCAUUUGGGCUCGAACUGGUUGCAAUUUCGACGAUCCCACCAAUCACAAACCCGCCUGCGAAACAGGCGAUUGUGACGGAAAACUCGAAUGUGAAGGAACCAUAGGCCUUCCUCCAGUUACACUAGUAGAAAUGUCUAUACAAUUUGACAAAAAACAACCAAGUUUCUACGAUGUGAGCUUAGUUGACGGAUAUAACCUCCCUGUUUCUAUAACAUCAAAACCUUCAGCAUCAAAGUGCGUCAUUACAAGUUGCUCAAGAAACUUGAAUGCCAUGUGCCCACCAGAGCUUCAGGUUAUAAAUGAUGAAGGACAAGUGGUGGCAUGUAAAAGUGCUUGCUUGGCAUUCAAUCUGGACUCAUUUUGUUGCAGGAACAAAUAUGGGAGCCCUGACAAAUGCAAGCCAAGUGUGUACUCGAGUUUAUUCAAGAAAUCUUGUCCCUCUUACGUUACUUAUGCUUUUGACACACCUUCACCUGUGGUUGGCUGUUCAUCCGAUCAAUUUGUCAUAACUUUCUGUCCAGAUCAAUGGGGCACAGACCAUUCGUCUGCUUGAUAGAAUUAUUCCUCCUCGUUGCAGUUAUUUUUAGUUAGUUGGAAUGUGAUCUGUAUACGAAAUAAUAUACAUUCUUAACUCCAUACUAAUUUAUAGUAGCAACAUGGCACAGUAUAUAUAGUGGGUUUUCUAUGUUCCUCAAUAAUUUAAAUGAAUACACGAUUUUUUUUCCUCCCCUUACCUAUUAUGAAAUGAUUUUGAAUCAACA
Nicotiana tabacum (common tobacco) is the source of this 1018-nucleotide messenger RNA. The record is from RefSeq and is a predicted model, not a curated record. NCBI's taxonomy places the organism in Eukaryota, Viridiplantae, Streptophyta, Magnoliopsida, Solanales, Solanaceae.